Molecule: messenger RNA, 5724 nt
Organism: Numida meleagris (helmeted guineafowl)
Lineage: Eukaryota; Metazoa; Chordata; Aves; Galliformes; Numididae
Gene: SPIC
Product: Spi-C transcription factor
Exons: 6
Coding region: 3175-3921 (248 amino acids)
Biological process (GO): cell differentiation; regulation of transcription by RNA polymerase II
Cellular component (GO): nucleus
Molecular function (GO): DNA-binding transcription factor activity, RNA polymerase II-specific; sequence-specific DNA binding
Source: RefSeq, a predicted model, not a curated record
UAAAAAAAAAGAGGAUUAAAAUAUGAAAAUGCCACUAUGUCUGUCUAUCCAAAUCUAAUGCUUUACAAGGUGGCUGAAGAAACAGCACAAAUCAGGAAGGUGGGGAAGAAUACGAAGCAUUAGUGCUGGCACAGCAAGUUUCACCUUACUGAACUGAAAAUUAGACCAGUGUCAGAUACAAGCCAGAAUCUCUGUUUAUACAAAUCAUCAGUGAUCCUUUGGCUUUGGUGGCUCUGUACCAACUUCCACCAGCUGGGGAAAAGAUACUGUAAAUCUGCCAAUAACAACAAAAAAGUUUAUUUUUUGCAGUGCAUAGAUUUUCAUUGCUAUUUGUAGAACAGUUUGUAAAACAAGAAUAUUCUCAUCUUCUGGUAUUUGAAUAGAUCAUUUUGUUUGUCAAAAUACAUAGACCAAAAUCGCCCAACACAAAGGUAGUCUUCAGACAUAGUUUCAUUAUCUCAUUUGCUUGUGUGACAUAAUGCCAUAAUUGUGUUUUCCAUUUUUAUGGUGACAUUCAGUUUUUUUCCAUCUGUAAUUCUACACAAAUUAUCUGAUCAAAAUCACAGUAAGCAGUGUUACUUAGGCUGGUAGUUAGCAUGCUUAUUUUUAUUUUUUGUUAGUUUAGUAUUUGAUGUUGUUGGAUUUUGCUAGUUUUUAUGUGUUUUGAGGGAGAAGUUUCAUUGUAUUUUGGGGCUGGGAAUUUCAAGUACUUUCUGAGGCCAAUAAUUAGAAAUUAUAUUCCAGACCAAUUCAGGGACACAGCAUCUGUGGGUUUGUUAUUACUGUGAACCUACAGCCAUGGGAAUUCAUGACAAAGGUCAUUGCUCAUUCAAACUGCUGCAUGGCCAGAUGAGGAUUUGCAAAGGGAUCUGCCAAAGGCCAGAACAAGUUUGCAAGGAUGGAAGCUCUCUGUGGCUGCCUCAUUUAAUAAUGAACUUAUGAAGACUGCUGAAUUGGUGGUUGGUCUAUUACAAAUGGGGCAAAUGACUCCCUAUUAUAGAAUCAUUUCUAAAAACAGAGGGUCUUCUUCUAUUGCAAGUGGUCUGUCUGUGUUACUUGGGCAGUUACAAACUGUCUGACAUUCAAAAAAUUCUGAGAAAGCUGUAAACGUCUGGUAAGAAAGCUGACAAUUUCAAGUUUCGUGCUUCUUUAGGAAGGAGCGGCCUGUUUUUUAUUCUACAUUUAAACAAUGCCUCGUGUAAGAGUCUUCAUGCUUUCUAGGGCCCACCAAUUGCUGUAAUGCAUUAUUUAGUUUUGAUUUUUAUUCAGAAAGGUGAAAAUGCUUCUUCUAUACUAAUCUUAACCUGAACUUCUAUACUAAUCUGAACUGACUUUCAGUGCCAAGCAAGAAUGACAGAAUGUUCUGAAACUUAAACAAUCACGAAAAUAUUGAUGCUGCGGUUUCUAAUGGAUAUUCAAAUUUUGCUAUCAGGCACAUCAAUUGUAUGAGACAUUUCAAUAGUAAGUUCUCUUUUUUAGGCUUUUAUCUGGAAUCUGUCUUCCCAUCCAAGGCGAAAAAUCAAAACGGGCUUUCUUCUGUGACAGCAUUUCUUGGUAGAGGCGAACAAAUUGCCUAUCUUGACUAUACAAAGGGGGUUUUGAUUUACCCAAUGAGACAGUGAUUGCUCAUGUUUACAUGUGAUAUGAUUGUUCUAUGUAUGGCACUUUCCCAUUUCUUCUGAAAAUAAACCUUUUGCUGACCUUCCUUACACUGUAGCCUCUUACCUAAAUGAAACAUUGUGAUUGAGCAAUAUAAUGGCUUGAAUUUCUCAACUUUGGUCAUGGUUGCAUUGGCCCCAGCCAGUAGCUGUGUGGCCAGAAUGAAUGUGAAUUGCCCGGCUUCAGAUAGAGAUGUUGGGGUAUGUAGGUCAGAUUGCCAAUUAGUACCUCAAUUAUCAGGAUGAUACCCACAAGGGAUCUUGAAGAUACUUUAUAAUUUUAAAUCUGAUACAUAGUUAUACUGCAGAAAAGAACCAAACCAAGACAUCGAUGUUUAUCCACAUUACAGAAUAAAUUUAAAUUUAUGGAGAGGGAAUUAACUGUGUAAUAAAAUUUUGCCCUGAAAUCCAGUGCUGAGUCACUGAAUUGAGAGUGCUGUUGAUGGUUCAUUUUUCUUUAUAAACCCGUGUCACACCAGAGAAGUACUAUGAAGUGGAACUUGUAGUUCGAAAAAACAUGUACAUGUAUUAAUAUAUUCCACUAAAAAUAAUUUUUGAAAGUUUGUGGUGUAAAUUUUGAAAAGGCAACUUGCAUCUGAAACAAGCAAAUGGUGGUUGAUACUAACAUUGGCUUCAAUUUACUUCCACUCAGCGUUCAUAGGCAGGUGCAGGCUAUGACUGUCAAGACAGUUCUUGACUGAGGAAAUAUAGAUAAAUAUUGUAAGAGGCAAUUACUGUUUUACAGAAAUGUCAUGCUAUAUGUUAACAACAUUUCAAAAUAUGUGCCUCUAAAAGACUUGGCUGCACAGAGCUAUGGCAUGGAAUAUACUAUGUCAGUGGUAAAAAGUUUUUGCACUGAAAAACAUGGAUAGUCCUCAUCCCAGAGGACGCAAUAUCAUGAGUUGGGCUGCUCAGGAAGGGUGCAUCAAAUCAGGAGCUACAGCUUAACGAGAUCUUUACUAAAUGCUUUACUAAAUGCCUUAGAGCUGGGCCUGGGAUAUAAACCUAAGCUGUGAAGCAGACUUCUGAAAUUCUCCAAAACUUGUAUUUUGGGAUCCGGUUUGGUCUGCUUCUGAGCAAAACAGGAGGUUCAUCUAAAACUUGAAGGUCCGCUACAGUCUAUUUGGGAUAGACUGAGGAUGUAUGAUUUUGUCCUAGAUGUAACAUACCAAUCUGUUAGGAUACCGAUCUGUUAGGAUGUCUCACAGCCAAAAGGAAUCUCUUCCACUGCCUAGAAUCUUCAUGUUUUUGUUAAGUAGUUACAAUGUUUAGUUUUAUUUUAUUUGUUUAAAUCACCCUUUUCUGCUUAAUGAAGGCCACGCUAAUACUGUUCUACACCUUUACUCUCAAAAAAAUUCCCUUCCCAGAACACUUCCCCAAAAUCAGCUAUUUAAUGCAGCCCCUUUGCCAACCCAUUGCUAUGGGAACUCAGUCUUUCAUUUAUGUAUGAAAACAGAGAAAAUCUUGUGUGGUGUGUAGAGCUGAAAUUCUAGGAUUCAAGUUUGAUAUCUAAAUAAUGAGUUUUCCUGAUCAAGACAUACUGGGCCAAGCUUUUGAAGAUGCACUAGAAGUACUGCAGCAGCAUUCGGACAGAGAAAUGCAAUACUCACAAGGUUAUAAAAAUUGCCUGACUGUGAUCAACCAUCAUCCCCACCUCCGAGCAAGUCCCAGCUACUCCGCAGUACCCUCUACAGAGGACCCAGGAUAUAGCUGGAGAACUGUGAUAAACAGUGCCGCAGAUUUUUAUGCAGAAGAUUCUGUCUACCAUACGCUGCAGAAUACCCCAGAAAGCCAAGUGAUGCAUGCUGCUGCUGUCCAGCCAAAAGCAGGGAAAGGUAGAAAAAAACUUCGUCUGUUUGAGUACCUCCAUGAGUCUCUGUAUGAUCCAGCCAUGGCAAACUGCAUCCAGUGGGUGGAUAAGCCCAAUGGUGUCUUCCAGUUUGUCUCCAAAAACAAGGAGAAACUUGCAGAGUUGUGGGGAGAAAGAAAGGGAAACCGCAAGAUCAUGACAUAUCAGAAAAUGGCCAGAGCACUGAGGAAUUAUGGAAGAACAGGUGAAAUUAUUAAAAUUCGAAGGAAGCUGACGUACCAGUUCAGCGCUGUUGUUUUACAAAGACUUGCUCCGUCCUAUUUCUUGGGAAAAGAAACUCUUUAUCAUCCGUACAUUCAGCCUAACCAAGAAUAUCAAUGUGCAGAUGACUGGAUCAAUUACAACAGUUAUAUGUAUAACAAUGGUUAUGCAUUACAGCAUGCUAACAGCUAGAUAUCACAUAAACAGCUCGUAAUACUUUUCAGCACAGGAGCUCUUCUCUAUACAUAGCUUUUCCUAUAUUAUGUCAUGCAAACACACGAAGAGGGCUUAAAAUGAUCUUUAACCUACUUUUGUUCCUUUUGAAGUUACCAAUAAAGAGCCAUUGAAUAUCAAAGAAAAACAGCAGCUGUAGGCUAGAUUCUGUUCUCUAUGGCAUUGAGCAAAGGAAGUACUACAAAUUCAAGCUAGUACAUCCAAGAUAGGGAUCAAGACUUUUGUCUGCAGUCUGGAUCAAAGAUCCCAUCCUGACAAUGCUCACUCACUUCAUCGGAAGUUCUGUGCAUAUCCCCAACUUUCCAGUCAGAAUGCAGAUGCUGUUGUACCGUAGUUCACAAUUGGAUGCAUGUGAAUUAGAAAGGGAAGAGAUUUGCCAACUGUGCUAAGCUACUGUCUGCUUUUUCAUCAAUGCUCCUUAGUAAGAGAUGAUUUUUGAGUGAAUCCCUGGCUGAAUUAUAGAGUCCACAUGAAGGUGCACCUGUUGUCCAAUUAAUCCUUAAUCAGUUAUAUUAACAUAUUUUAGCACAGAUGACACCUGACACAUGGUAUUAGGAUCACCAGGUGUGCAUUUCACUGUUGUCAGGGGAUUCUUUGGGAAAGAGACCAUACUAUGACAGAGUUAGCAAAGGAUUAUACUUUUUAUGAAGUUAUUUACAGUUCUCCCUCACUAAUGUGAGAAGCUGCACUCUUAUCCAUCAGUCCUAUACUCAGCUGAUGAACUCGGCUUUGUUAUUAAUAACCACCUUUGGAGUUAUAACUUUAUGUAUAGAAAUAUAGUAUUGCUUCUCCAACUAUUUUUCUGUAUGGUAUUGUUGCUGAGAGACUUGGUGAUUUUACCUCCUCUUCAUGGAGAAGAAGAGUAAAUUUAGAUAAAAAAAAUAAUACUAUCCCCUUAUGCCAGGAUGAUAUCAAUAAACAUAUUCUUUCUGAUACUUCUAUUCCGUUGCCAGCUUGUAUCAUCAUAUGGUUUGGCUCUUGUGCUAAAAUACUUCCAUUUGACUGCAUUCAGCUUCGUGUUCUGCAUUUUGCUUCAAGUGACUGCAGGUUCAGGUAAAAAUAAAAACAAAAUUGAUUUCUUUGAAGAGAUAUAAAUGGUGGCUUGAUAUGUUACACAAAAUUCACUGACUUUAAUAGUUACUACUUGAUCUAACUCCUGCUUACAUCUACAGGGAAAUCAUUUAUGUAAUAGACACAAUGCAACAUACUCCACUCAAACAAAAUUCAAGCUUUUGUGUUAAUACUUUGGUAAGAUGAAGGACGUGUACCCUUAGAAAUCUGAGUUACAAUAACAACACUAAGACCCAGGUUUUUUGUCACUGAACACCUCUCAAAAUAAGAAGGUCACAACUGUGCCGUUACCAUUUUGAGUGUAGUUUUCCAUAUGCAAACUUUUCUAUACAAUAGACAGAAGAUGCCUCUAGUUGUAUAUAAUUGAGUCUGGAUUCUGCUGUAGCACUGAAUGUAGUGGGACUUUUACAAAAGACUGAGAUCUUUAAGUCAGGAUGCUCUCACCGUGUGAGCACUUACUUAAAUAAAACAUCACGAAUUUCAUAAUGUACAUAAAUUUGGUAAGAAACUGCACAUUUAUUUACUAAACUUCUGUCACUCAUUGCAGUCUGUGUUAUUUACAAGGCUGGUAACAUACACUGCAAUAAGAAUCUACUUUGCAUAAAAUGCUCACUUUGUCAGCGUGUUUGGAUUCACUUUUCUCAGCCUCAUCUACUUGUUAAGGAAAUAAAUACUUUUUUUUUUCCAUUC